AGUAGAACGUUCCAAACCAUUUCCUUUUCACCGUGACCUGGGUUUUGGCCACAUCACCGGCUUUUAGUCUUGUAGAAAAAUGGCACCGCGACGUUCUAAGAGCAACAAGAACCCACCAAUAUUCAGUCAUGAAUUCAUCAUCCAAAACCAUGCAGAUAUUGUAUCCUGUGUGGCCAUGGUGUUUGUAAUAGGCCUAAUGUUUCAGGCGACAGCUCCAGUGGCAUCGAUGUUUGUGGCCAUGCAGCACAACGUCACUCUCAAUGAUACGGUCGAACAGGAUGUCCAGGAGAUCAACCUGUACACGUACGGAACCAAGGACAUCUUCUCCGUCUUCUUCUACUUCCUCAUCUGCAUCGUGGUCCACGCCGUCAUUCAGGAGUAUAUCUUUGAUAAACUGAACCGCAAGAUGCACCUGUCCAAGGUGAAGCACAGCAAGUUCAACGAGUCGGGCCAGCUGCUCACCUUCUACCUGGCGUCCUGUAUCUGGGGCACCGACAUCAUUCUAAGGGAGAAUUACAUAACAAAUAUAAGUCAGCUGUGGGAUGGAUAUCCUCACGCCAAUCUACCAUUUCUGGUCAAGUUUUAUUUCAUCAUUCAAAUUGCUUACUGGCUGCACUGUUAUCCAGAGCUUUACUUCCAGAAAGUUAAAAAGGAAGAAAUGCCAGCCAGAAUACAGUAUGCUACAAUGUAUCUUGUUUUUAUAACUGCAGCCUACAUGCUCAAUUUCAACCGGGUGGCACUCUGCCUGAUGGUUCUGCACUGUGCUGUUGAGUUCGUCUUCCACCUGGCCAGGCUGUUGUAUUUUGCUGAUAAAAACGAAAUGUCUGCCUCUGGGUUUUUGGUGUUCAACGUUCUAUUCGUCUUGGUACGGCUCGGCUCCAUCACACUGGCCGUACUGACAUUUUGGUAUGGUCUGGAGCAAACAAGUCAACUAACAAUCGACAUUGCUGCAGGAAACUUUAAUACCAAACUGAUUAGAAUUAAUUGCCUGGCCGCCGUUUGUCUACUGCAAGCGUGGAUGAUGUGGAACUUCAUCACAUUCCAUCUGAAGAAGCUGAGAGAGAAGAGUGCUGUUGCCAAGAAGACUCGUUCACCAAGCAAAAAGAAGCCUAAAGUUCAAGAUGAAGAUAUCAACUCAUUACCAGAAGUGGACCAAAAUAAUGCAACUGAAAAUGGCAGUGUAGCCCGGAUGCGAAACAAAUCGAAGAAGGGACAAUGAUUGGUCCAUUAGACCAAUCAUAAAAUUGUAAACAUUGUUUAGCACCCCAGGCAAAAGUGUAUUUUCAUGACAAAUUUCUGGUCUGUUAAAAAAUGUUUAUGAUUUUUAAAAAGAAAAAAAAAGGUUAUGGGACUGUUAUUCUUAAUUUUGCACCUUUUGCAAUGAAAAGAAUUUGUCAAAUAUUCACAUUGGUUCAUACAUAUUUGUAAAUAGAUAUUUUCUUUUACUCCUUUUUAUUUUCCUUUUGGUGUUUUUUUUAAAAGAAAAUCUGUGUAAUCAUGAACGUAUGCAAACAGCAAUGAGAAAUUGGACUCUUUUUUUUUUUUUUUUUAUUGGACUCUAGUAAUCUUGUAAUUUUUCAUUUUUCGAAAAUGGAUUCCAUUGGGAAAAAAAUUCUUUUCUUUGCAAAAGGUUAUCUGUAUCAGUACUUUGUGCAUCAUAUUGAACAUAUUGGUUCUUAUAAAUACACUGGCGCUUGUUUCCAUUUGUUGCAUGUUGUUUUCGUGAAUCUCUAAUGAAAUUUUGUUUACUGUACUUCAUUCACUGAUUUUAGUAGUAGUCGUUUUGUUUUAGUUUAAAAACAAAACAAAAAUGGGGAUGCAGUUUAGGGGAGGGAUCAAGCCUGAAAACAUAAAUUUGUUUAAUUUGAAUCAUUUAUUUUAGUAUUACAAAAAAAAAUUAAUGAAAGAAUGUGUAUGUGAAGAAAAAAAAUGUUUUCUAUGAUUUGACCCACCUGUUUUAGGAAUGAGUAACUUGGUAAUUGUAGUAUUUUGUUAUACUGGGGGGGGGGGGGGGGGGGUAGACAUGGGGGGUGGGUGGUGAAUGUGUGAUUUUGAUUAGGUUACAGAAAACAUUUUGACUUUUUUCUUUCCCUGAUGUGAGCAAGUUGAUAAUUUUCCUACCAUGACUGUAGCUUACAGUGUUGUUCAAUUGAAGUCUGGUCAUCAAUAUUUAAAAUAGUGUAUUGUACAGUUUUAGCCUGAAUGCUGUAGAAAAGCUUACUAGUUAGUAUUGUACUAUUAAAAGACCAUUUCAACUGACUGUUGGGUUUUACUGUUGUUUAACAAUUAGACCAGUCGAACCAAGCCGCAGACAUUUUAACAUUUUAACUUAUUUUCAUGCUUACAUUCAGUUAAUGUUCAAGCACGCUGUCUUUGACACACACCUCAGUUGUCUCGGCUACAAAAUGUGGACUGUCCUAUAGUGAACAGUUUAAGACAUGUUUUCUAUACACACAGAAUGUGGCCAUGUGUGUUGACAUUUACCAACACAGUCAGUGAUGUGGUUAAAGGAUAUUUCGUACCCAAUCCGAUUCGUCCCAGGACGUUUUAUACCCUAGACAUUUCGUUCACUGGUCAUUUACAUGUAGUACAUGCAUUAUGUUAAAUUGUAUAUUGUUUAGUUUGUCUUAGUUUCCUGUUUGUACGAGAGAUUUUAACAGCUUGUUUUCCUAGACUUCAAAUUUGCUUACUGUGGGCACGGAAAGACAGGAAUUUGUUUAAAACAGACAAAAGUAUUACUAUUACCAGCAUGAUGUGAUGUCGUCCUAACUGUAAUACACAACUCAAAACAGUUAUGUUUGAAAUUUCCAUUCUAUAGCCUAAUAAUCACUGAUGAAGGUUUAUGUAAUGAACAAAACACAAUGUAUAAAAUCAUGAAAUUAUUAUUUAAAAAUCGUUAAAGAAUACAUAAAAUUUGAAAUAAAAACAUUUGCAAUUAUCAUAUAAUAAAAAAGUUACUACCGUAAUUACAUCACAUGUAAAGCAAAAGUCUACACACAUUUAUCACAUUUUAAAUAAAUUACAUAGCAUUAAAUUAGAUACUAAAUCAGAACGGAAGCAUCAAAUAUAAUAAUUACCAUUUUAAAAAGUUACUUAUUGCAAUUUACAAUGUUUACAGCGAUAAAAUACAAAGCAUUAAAUUGAAAGGCCAGGUGACGAAAGGGUUACAGAGCAUGAAAAGUCCAGGGAUGAACAGGAUCAGGUACGAAUGGUCCAGUAACCAGUGAUAUAACUUGUAUAUACCUGUAUGAAUAUUAUAAAAAGUGUCUGUUAAAUUGUUGGUAGAUGUUUAGCUUCAUAAAAAAAAAUGUAAUGGACUUUUCAGAAAUGCUUACGAUGACAUCUUUUGGCUUAAGAUUAUUUCUGGCUGGUAUGUGCAGGUUGGCUCUUGUAAAUCACGUACUCUGUCACAGCCAGCAACUGGAAGGAUCAGUAAUAUAUUAAUUCACCUUCUAAUAGGGUGGGGAUAUAUUACUUUCAAAGUCAUGGAGGCAGUGCCUUCCUGCCCUCCCCUUGCUUCUGAUGACUAUGACAGUUUUGAUUUUUUUUUGGGGGGGGUCGGGGGGGGGUCAUAGUUUAGUUUUUUGUUGUUUGUUAUUGACUUUGUAUGUAUAAUUUCAAAAUUGUUUAAGAGUGUUGAAACGUGUGUUGUAUAAUUAUGAACAGAGAAAUUUAUUAAUUUAAUACGGCUAUGUUAAUUGCUUGAGGCAAAAAAUAUAAAUCAGUCCCCUUCAACCGAUAACUGGACAGGGAUGUUGAAGAGUAUCAAUAAAUCGAGAUUUAAAAUAACCUGCCACUCCCUCACCCAGAUCUAAAGGACAUAGAUAUUUCUUGGUCACCUGUUCAUAGUGUGUCCAUUGUAUUCAAGUCUUAACAGAACUGAAUGAACUGUUCAUAGUGUGUCCAUUGUAUUCAAGUCUUAACAGAACAGGAUGAACUGUUCAUAGUGUGUCCAUUGUAUUCAAGUCUUAACAGAACUGGAUGAACUGUUCAUAGUGUGUCCAUUGUAUUCAAGUCUUAACAGAACAGGAUGAAGUGGUCAGUAUUUCAAGCAUUAAAACAAAAUAGAAAACAAUGCUGUAAUUUAUGAGGAGCUAAAGCCAGUAUUUGUCAUUACUGGGUGGGGGGGGUUGGGGGGGGGGUUGGGGGGUAAUCAGCAAGCUAUUAAUAAUAAAAUUCUUAUGGAAUACAUUUUUAAAGUGUAUUUUACUUUUUGUAGUUUUGACAUCCAUUAAAAAUUAGUUGCAUUUUAACACAUUUUUUAAACCAAUGUAUUGAGACCAAAAUUCAUUAGAGAGCAUGACUUCAUUUUAGUGUAUAAGAAAAUGGCUCCAUUUUAAUCCAUUAGAAAGUAGCUUCAUUUUAAUGCAUUUUAAAAAUCAUUAUAACAUUUCAUGUAGCCUUAAUUUCAUGUAGGUUACAGUAAAUUCUGAUCGAGUUUAAACUUGCACGUUUGAGAAAAUCAACACAACAUCCUUGUAGCAAUAAUUUGUAUACCUUGAGAAUAACACAAGUCUUCAUAUUUCACAACCAGGUAAUAGAUCUGUUGUGAUCUGGUCACAAGAAAGAUAUGUGAAUUUUUGUAUGGGCUUGAGGGUCAUCCGGAAUUUACAGAAUGAGUUUUGCAAUUGUUUUAUUUCCCAUGUUACAAUAAGAAGAAGAAUAUAAUUCCCAAAUGAGUUUCCAUAAAAAUAUAUAUAUAUAUAUAUAUUGCUAUAACAUGCAAAUAUUUUGUAUUCUGUGUAAAAAUAACAAAAACAACAACAACAAAGAAACGGUUUACUGAAAUAUUUAGUUUUUGUCACCAUUAAAAUGUGUACAGAUCUGUUCCUGUUCUAUCCUGUUUGGAGUUAGAAGUGUUGAAUAGUGUUAACAGAACUUUUCUUUCCAUUGUUACGCAUGUACAUGUGUAUGUAGUCUAUAAAUGUAACGUACAACCAUGCUUCAUUUCUUGAUAAUAAAACCUGUACAGAAGUC
Gigantopelta aegis is the source of this 4977-nucleotide messenger RNA. RefSeq names its product translocating chain-associated membrane protein 1-like. The record is from RefSeq and is a predicted model, not a curated record. Gene Ontology annotation, biological process: protein insertion into ER membrane; SRP-dependent cotranslational protein targeting to membrane, translocation. The transcript has 13 exons. Gene Ontology annotation, cellular component: endoplasmic reticulum membrane. Lineage: Eukaryota; Metazoa; Mollusca; Gastropoda; Neomphalida; Peltospiridae. Bases 80 to 1219 code for a protein of 379 amino acids.